AUGCAGGCAGCCUGGCUGUUGGGGGUCCUGGUGGUCCCCCAGCUCCUGGGCUUUGGCCAGGGGGCUCGGGGAGCUGAGCGGGAGUGGACAGGAGGCUGGGGAGGGGCUGUGGAGGAGGAACAGGACAGCGAGGCUUUGAUGCUAAAGCAUCUGCAGGAGGCUCUGGGGCUGCCCUCCCAUACGGGCGAAGACAAUUUCACCGGAAUCACCCUGGAUGAGAUCAGCCUGGAUGAAGGGCUCUGGGGGCCCGAGGAAGAGCGGGGAGAGCCCAAGGGGAAGGAAGCUACGACAACACCAGCCCCCUCGCCCAGCCCCAGCCCGUCUCCUACCCAGGAGGACACGGUCACUUACAUCUUGGGCCGCCUGGCCGGCCUGGACGCAGGCCUGCACCAGCUGCACGUCCGCCUGCACGCGCUGGACACCCGCGUCGUGGAGCUGACCCAGGGGCUGCGGCAGCUGCGGAAGGCGGCGGACGACACCCGCGAGGCCGUGCAAGCCCUGCAGGAGGAGCAGGCCCGGGCCGGGCGCGAGCGUGGCCGCCUGGAAGGCUGCCUGAAGGGACGGCGCGUGGGCCACAAGUGCUUCCUGCUCUCGCGCGACUUCGAGGCGCAGGCGGCGGCGCAGGCGCGCUGCGUGGCUCGGGGCGGAAGCCUGGCGCAGCCGGCUGACCGGCAGCAGAUGGAGGCGCUGACCGGAUACCUGCGGGCGGCGUUGGCGCCCUACAACUGGCCCGUGUGGCUCGGGGUGCACGACCGGCGCGCCGAGGGCCUCUACCUGUUCGAGAACGGCCAGCGCGUGUCCUUCUUCGCCUGGCACCGCGCCCCCAGCCCGUCGCCGCACCCGCUCAGCCCUAGCCAGCCCAAUGGCGGCGCGCUGGAGAACUGCGUGGCGCAGGCCUCGGACGACGGCUCGUGGUGGGACCACGACUGCGAGCGCCGCCUCUACUUCGUCUGCGAGUUCCCGGUCUAGCGCGGCCCGUUCCCCGACCCCAGGACCCAGGCUGGCCCUGGUCCACCGGGCCCCGGCGCCCCCUCCGAGGCGCCCCUGGUGCAGCGUGCAUGGGACGGGGCAGCAGCGGCCACCGGCCGCCUCCCCCUGCUCACGGGGCUGGCCAGCACGACCUGGCUCGCCCUGGAGCCCAGAACCUGGGCCUCGGCUUGGUUUGGGAUCAAGGGAUCCCCCAAAGACCAAGCGGCUUGCACCCCCAGGACCUUUCCCAGCAGGCAGGGCUGUCCCGCAGCUGCGCCCUUUCCCUCACGAGGCAUUGGUGGGGCAGAGGGUCUUGGAGAAGUGUAGCCUUCCACGUGCAUGUGUGGAAAGUCAGAAGGCACAUGGUCCGUCUCACACACGUAGGUGCACUUCUCUGUAUAUCUGACUUUCAAAUAAAAAAAUCUUUAAAAAUUGUUUUGAGUUAUUAGGAUUCCCAUGGCUUGGAGGAGGGGGUCCCCGAAUGCCGGUCGCCGUUGUCCACUGAGCCCCCAGCAUGCCGCGGGCGUCUCCGAAUGGCAUGGCUGAAGACGAAAUCUUGGCUGUUUUUGCAGUUUUUGCAGCAGCUUCGUGCUGGCUUCAUCCUUGGCGCAUCUGUUGACACAGCGAGCGCACGCGCACACACACACACCCAGUCUCCACCUGCCCCACUCCUGGCAGGGUGAGGUGAUAGGACAAAAUGGAAAUGGACAGAGAGGUGCAAGGAGGGCGGUGGAGGACUGUCCCCUAAACCCUGCCUUGGGGGU
Molecule: messenger RNA, 1733 nt
Organism: Ochotona curzoniae (black-lipped pika)
Lineage: Eukaryota; Metazoa; Chordata; Mammalia; Lagomorpha; Ochotonidae
Gene: CLEC11A
Product: C-type lectin domain containing 11A
Exons: 4
Coding region: 1-969 (322 amino acids)
Source: RefSeq, a predicted model, not a curated record